Molecule: messenger RNA, 282 nt
Organism: Plasmodium adleri (nom. inval.)
Lineage: Eukaryota; Apicomplexa; Aconoidasida; Haemosporida; Plasmodiidae
Product: gamete release protein, putative
Exons: 1
Coding region: 1-282 (93 amino acids)
Source: RefSeq, a predicted model, not a curated record
AUGUCAUACAACGGUUAUGUCCCACCAAAUGAAGAUACUCCUAUACCUGACGGAAUGAGCAUUUUACCAGGAAAUAAAGACGAUGAUGUUCCUCCAAAUGUUACUUAUACUGUUGGACCAAUAAUAAAUGAUGAUCAUUUCCAAAUGAACUUAGGAGGAGUAGUUCCAUCUUCUUGGUCACUUAAUCAAAUAGCUCAUUACAUUAAAUUUGCAGGACCUGAUGAUAGUGUUUUUGCUGAAAAGGCAAAAGACCUCUUACGUGAAAAAGGAUAUCAAAUAUAA